This is a messenger RNA of Suillus subaureus, 1470 nucleotides long. RefSeq lists its product as uncharacterized. The transcript is spliced from 9 exons. The record is from RefSeq and is a predicted model, not a curated record. Bases 1 to 1470 code for a protein of 489 amino acids. NCBI's taxonomy places the organism in Eukaryota, Fungi, Basidiomycota, Agaricomycetes, Boletales, Suillaceae.
AUGCUACCACCUCAUCUUCAGUUCAAUCGAGAGGGUAAGACCAUUAAUUUUUUUGUGCCAAAGUUUCAUAUUGCUGCACAUAUCGAAUCAUGCCAAACUCAAUUCUCAUUCAAUUGGACUCCGGGAGUAGGACAGACUGACAGAGAAGCACCUGAGCGUGGAUGGGCAAACAUCAAUCGCAUGGCCAGCAGUAUGAAGGAAAUGGAUCCUGGAGCCCGAUCCAACACACUUAACAACAAUUUCAGCGAUUGGAACUGGAAGAAGAUUAUGGCUCUCAGUAAAACUAUGCUACGAAAAAUGACGGAAGCUGUUGUUGCUGAGAAGGAACACCAUCUUGCUCUCUCUGAACUCGAGAGCUCUAUCAACAACUCAGAAGUAGGAGCUGCUUCCCUUGCUGCAUGGAGGAUGGAGAUUGAAGCUUGGGAGAUGGAUCACUCACAAUGUAAUCCAUUCCAGAGACGAGUUGGCACAAUGACCCAGGUGGCUGUGCAGUUAGAGUUAGCACAGCAGGACACAAAGGAGUUGGAAGACAGCACUGGCAUUGACGUUGAAGAUGCCCAACACCAUUUGCAUGUCGAUUCCUCUGCACUCAACAUGUGGACCAACAUUCAAAAACUUUACAUGCCAGUGGUACCAAACCUCCAAAUAUCUGCAAACCUCCCAACUGGCUGCAACAGUAAUGACAGUGGCUGUCCAGUCCCAGGCCCCACCUCUGGAAAGGCAGAAGACUUUCAAUUACUUCUGCCUUCUGAGAUCUGUGAUGUCAUGCCAUGCAACAAGACACUCCUGGAAACAGAAUGGUCUCUGCAUUUUGCCCAAGCUACUGAUGCUCUGAAUGAGUGUCGUUCGCAUAUUCGACUGUGCCAUCAGCUGUAUCAAUUCAAGGUUCAGCAUCUAUGUGGACAAGGGCCCAACACCCGCGCAUGCAAAACCAUGGAUGCAGUUGAGGAACAUCUUAUGUUGAGCCAUGCUAAGUAUGCAAGGGCUCACAAGGCGCUUCUCUCCUUAGCUCGCCACCUUGAUCGGAUAGGAUGGGAGCACAAAUUGCAGCCUUUAAAAAAGAUGCACCUCAGACCAAUUGGGGACUUCGGACAACAGACUCAAGGCACAGCAAUUAUGUCAUGGAUUUGGCUAACUCACAGAAUUUCUUCUGACGACAGCGAGGGACUCCAAGACUCGCUUCGCAUUGAACAGUGUAAAGCCCGAGCGCAUCAUAAUAGGUGGUUGGAGGAAGUCCAGCUCUUAUUAGAAGAAAUGCGACGUACUCUAGCCUUUCUCAAAUGGCAGGAAGACUCCUGGGAAUCAUGCGCAACCCUACCAACUAUUGAGCAGCCCGAGGAAAAGGAGGUGGCAGCUUUUGCGGAACAUUGGAAGAGAGUCCCGCAGCUUGUGGCCUCAAACUUUGAUUUUGAUCCAAGUACUGACGAUGUUGAUGGGGUGUCUUUGGAUGCACCUCCUUUACCUUUGUGA